AUGGCCUGUCAUCUGUUUUCACCUUGCACACACCCUGACGGUGGUGUCCGUCUGAAUGAGGCAGUCACAGAGCUCCUGCUUCCCACGACACACAACCAUACGGAGAAGGCGUCUGGGAGCCUGCGUGGAGCAACCGCCACCCUGCUCAUCCUGCUCAGCCUGUUGGUCGCCAUGCAGAAACGUCCAGCAAAGUCAGCCAUGCCAGGACCCUCCUAUUGUUUGGGACUGGGUCCCGUGCUGUCUUACUGUAGGUUCAUGUGGACAGGAAUAGGAACAGCAAGCAAUUACUAUAACAACAAAUAUGGAGACAUUGUGAAAGUAUGGAUUAAUGGAGAAGAGACAGUCAUCCUCACCAGGUCUUCAGCUGUCUACCACGUGUUGAAGCAUUCUCAGUAUGCGUGUCGAUUUGGGAGUAAAGGAGGCUUAGACUGCAUUGGCAUGGGAGAGCGGGGUAUUAUUUUCAACUCAAACAUAGCCCUCUGGAAGAAAGUCAGAACCCUCUUUGCUAAAGCUCUGACAGGACCUGUGCUGCAGAGGACCCUGGAGACCUGUGCUUCCUCCACCAACCAACACCUGGACCGGCUACAGGAGCUGACCGAUGCUGAGGGACGGGUGGAUGUGCUGAACCUGCUGCGCUGUAUUGUGGUCAACAUCUCCAACAAACUGUUUCUGGAUGUUCCUCUUAACGAACAGGAUAUGCUCCAGAAAAUUCACAAAUAUUUUGACACCUGGCAGACUGUCCUGAUUAAACCUGACAUGUACUUCAGACUGACCUGGCUCUGUCAGAGACACACCAGUGCAGCUAAAGAGCUUCAGGAUGCUAUCCAGGGGCUGAUCGUGAAGAAACAGGCCAUGCUACUCCAGGCACAGACGCUGGAUCACAUUAACUUUACUGCAAAUCUCAUAUUCGCUCAGAGUCGUGGAGAGCUGACUGCUGAUGAUGUCAGGCAGUGUGUGCUGGAGAUGAUCAUCGCUGCCCCAGACACCCUGUCAGUCAGUCUGUUCUUCAUGCUCCUGCUCCUGGGUCAGAACCCUGAUGUGGAGCAGAGGAUUCUGGAAGAGAUGGAAACUGUUUUAGCUGACAGAACGCUCCAAAAUGCCGACCUGCAGAAUUUGCAAGUUCUCGAGAAAUUUAUCAACGAAUCCCUCAGGUUCCAUCCUGUGGUUGACUUCACCAUGCGCAAGGCACUGGCUGAUGAUGUCAUUGAUGGCUACAAGGUGUCAAAGGGCACAAACAUUAUUCUCAAUGUGGGCCGCAUGCACAGGACGGAGUUCUUUCACAAACCAAAUCAAUUCAGCCUGGACAACUUUGAGACACAUGUUCCCAGCCGCUUCUUUCAGCCAUUUGGUUCAGGACCUCGCUCAUGUGUGGGGAAGCACAUCGCCAUGGUGAUGAUGAAAACCAUCUUGGUGACCCUCCUGGGCAGAUUUUCAGUGAGUCCACAUCCGUGCUGCACCGUCGACAGCAUUGCACAAACCAACAACCUCUCUCAGCAGCCCACACACGAGCCAAAGUCUCUGAGGGUCCGAUUCAUUCCCAGACCUCUCGCCCACCGCAGUGCAGCACAGCACACUGGGUCUUCUUGA
Messenger RNA from Chanos chanos (milkfish), 1587 nucleotides. It is a transcript of the gene cyp19a1a, whose product is annotated as cytochrome P450, family 19, subfamily A, polypeptide 1a. The transcript is spliced from 9 exons. The coding region runs from base 1 to 1587 and encodes 528 amino acids. The record is from RefSeq and is a predicted model, not a curated record. Gene Ontology annotation, cellular component: endoplasmic reticulum. NCBI's taxonomy places the organism in Eukaryota, Metazoa, Chordata, Actinopteri, Gonorynchiformes, Chanidae. Gene Ontology annotation, biological process: female gonad development; response to estradiol. Gene Ontology annotation, molecular function: iron ion binding; heme binding; aromatase activity.